CCGAGAAAGUUCGCCAAGCUCAGGGCUGUAAACAUCUCCAUGUGGUGAAUCCUGAAUGGUUGUGGGCCUGUUUGGAGCGCUGGGAGCGAGUCGAGGAGCAACUCUUUCCUCUCAGAGAGGACUAUAACAAAUCACACAGGAGCAGUAGUCCCGCCAUGUUUCCAGACAUCCCCGGGUCUGUCCCGAAGCCUCUGUUCCAGGCCCCUCCUGUCCAGCAGAAGCCCCUGCCAGCACCGGAAAUGAGGACGUAUGACCCCGUCACCGGCAAACUAAUCCGCCGAGGUCCUCAGGCGUCCCGUCCACCCUCUUAUCUGCACUCGCGCGGAUCAUCCAUGUCGGCCAAAGGAGAUCUGUCCAGCCUCAGGUCAGCUCAGGGGUCUCAGCAGACGGAUGAGGCUGCAGGAUCAAGUCCUGAUGAUGAGCAGCCAGGACCUUCCCGCAGGAAACGACAGCCCAGCAUGUCUGAAACCAUGCCGCUCUACACACUCUGCAAAGAAGACCUGGAGAGCAUGGACAAAGAGGUGGAUGACAUCCUCGGGGAAGAGAGUGACAAUGAAAGCGAGGGAAAAGGGAAAGAGGAGAGGAUGGAGGUAGAGGAGGAGGACGACGAGGAAGAACAGCCCCACACGAGCAAGCAGAAGGCCCCAGCAUCAGAUCACGUUCCGCCACUGGCCGCUGUUGUUGAGGAAGCAGCCCAAACAUCGACCAGAGAAGAAGUCUGUGUAGUGGGGAAUGCGCCAAGGUAUUAA
Molecule: messenger RNA, 749 nt
Organism: Sinocyclocheilus grahami
Lineage: Eukaryota; Metazoa; Chordata; Actinopteri; Cypriniformes; Cyprinidae
Product: RNA polymerase II subunit A C-terminal domain phosphatase-like
Exons: 4
Coding region: 156-749 (197 amino acids)
Source: RefSeq, a predicted model, not a curated record